AUGGGGGACUGGAAUCUGUUGGGGAAGCUGCUGGAGAGUGCCCAGGAACACUCCACGGUCGUGGGCAAGGUCUGGCUCACGGUCCUGUUCAUUUUCCGCAUACUGGUGCUGGGGACUGCUGCGGAGAAAGUGUGGGGUGACGAACAGUCCAGCUUCACAUGCGACACCAAACAACCUGGUUGUCAAAAUGUCUGUUAUGACAAGACCUUCCCCAUUUCUCACAUCCGCUUCUGGGUGAUCCAGAUCAUCUUUGUCUCCAUCCCCACUCUUAUUUAUCUAGGUCACAUCCUCCAUCUGGUCCGCAUGGAAGAAAAAGAGAAGGAGAAACUGAAGGAACUUGCCAGUAAAAGCGAAAACAACCAGCAGCAGUUAAGCAAUAAGACCAAAAAGGCCUCAAUUAAGGACAACCAGGGUCAUGUGCGUUUGCAAGGUGCACUUCUUCGAACCUACGUGUUCAACAUUAUUUUCAAGACUCUCUUCGAAGUGGCAUUUAUUGUAGCGCAGUACUUCUUGUAUGGGUUUCAGCUCAAGCCGAUGUACACCUGCAACCACUGGCCUUGUCCUAACAUGGUGAACUGUUAUGUCUCCCGGCCCACGGAGAAGACGAUCUUCAUUCUCUUCAUGCUAGCAGUGGCUUGUGUGUCCCUAUUACUCAAUCUGAUUGAAAUGUACCAUCUAGGUUUCACAAAGUGUCAUCAGGGGCUACGCUACAGAAGAUCAAAGGCUGCACUUGAGGCUUCCAAGUCCCUAAAUGAAGGAGUCAAGCCCUUUGCUCCAAACUACACCUACUUGACAGCUGACUCAAAGUACGUCAUUACUGAGCCAAACUCUGCCUACAACCCUUACAACAGUAAAGCAGUGUACAAACAAAACAGAGACAACAUGGCUGUGGAAAGGAAAGGUAGGGGAGAGGGCGACGAUGUGGAGAAGACAAAAAUAUCCAGUCCUGUGUCUGAGACUCCUGUUGAAAAUCAGCGCAAAAAUAGUCAGUCAAGCAAACACAGCAACACCAAAGGCAGACUAGAUGACCUGAAGAUCUAAAGACGUUCCAAUUUUUAUUCAAAUGCUCAAGAAUGACAAAACUAAAACUAAAUAAAAAAAACUACAGCUGAGAGAUUAAAGACAAACGACGUUAACG
Molecule: messenger RNA, 1138 nt
Organism: Nematolebias whitei (Rio pearlfish)
Lineage: Eukaryota; Metazoa; Chordata; Actinopteri; Cyprinodontiformes; Rivulidae
Product: gap junction alpha-3 protein
Exons: 2
Coding region: 1-1041 (346 amino acids)
Biological process (GO): cell communication
Cellular component (GO): connexin complex
Source: RefSeq, a predicted model, not a curated record